GGUGUCCCGAUUUCAUUGAAUAUUAAAAUAUCUGUCGAAUUAUUGAUAAUUAUAAUUUAAAUCUAUCAAAAUGGUGGAAGCACAGAAGUUUAGAAUAGAGCAGGAGAUGACCAAUCUCGUAAAUGAAUUGGACAAGAGCUAUUUACGAAAAAUGCAGGGUGACAUGCACAGAUGCGCAGCGCAGUGUUGUGACAACCAGCAGAAUACUUUAGAGAGAGUGCACGGAUGCAUUGACAACUGCACUACCUCUCUCAAUCAGGCUAACAACUAUGUACAGAAUGAGAUCAACCACUUCCAGAACAGGCUACAGCGCUGCGUGAUGGAUUGCAACGAUUCGGCACGAGACAGGCUCGGCCCGGAUCCUAGUCAGGAAACUAUCGACAAAUGCACGAUAGACUUUGAGAAGUGCGCCGUAAAAUGCGUCGAUAAGCACAUGGGCCUUAUUCCCAGCAUGCUAAAGACCAUGAAGUCCGUGCUGGCCAGCGGGAAGCCUCCUCCAAUGAGGAGCGAAUGAGAAAUA
This is a messenger RNA of Cydia amplana, 520 nucleotides long. RefSeq names its product protein FAM136A. The coding region runs from base 71 to 514 and encodes 147 amino acids. The record is from RefSeq and is a predicted model, not a curated record. Gene Ontology annotation, cellular component: cytoplasm. Lineage: Eukaryota; Metazoa; Arthropoda; Insecta; Lepidoptera; Tortricidae. The transcript has 4 exons.